Molecule: messenger RNA, 3063 nt
Organism: Rattus norvegicus (Norway rat)
Lineage: Eukaryota; Metazoa; Chordata; Mammalia; Rodentia; Muridae
Gene: Ss18
Product: SS18 subunit of BAF chromatin remodeling complex
Biological process (GO): positive regulation of transcription by RNA polymerase II
Cellular component (GO): nucleus; SWI/SNF complex
Molecular function (GO): transcription coactivator activity
Source: RefSeq, a predicted model, not a curated record
CGCGCGGGGACAGCGAGGCGGACCACGGCGGAAACCUGGGCUCGAGCCACACCGGCGACAGUGAGCUUCUCAAAUACUUUUCUGGGAGCUGCAGCCCCGCGUUAAGGCCGAGCUGGCCAGCGAGGCACGCGACCCCGGAGCAUCCUCCCCCACCGCGCGCGCUAAGGUGGGACUGCCCGGAGGCGGGCGUCGGGCCCCCAGCUCCGCGGCCCCCGGAGCGCUCGGGACUCGCUGAUCGCGGGCUCGGCGGCAAUAUGUCUGUGGCGUUCGCAGCCCCGAGGCAGCGGGGCAAGGGCGAGAUCACGCCCGCCGCCAUCCAGAAGAUGCUGGAUGAAAAUAACCACCUUAUUCAGUGUAUAAUGGACUAUCAAAAUAAAGGGAAGGCCUCGGAGUGCUCUCAGUACCAGCAGAUACUGCAUACAAACCUGGUAUACCUUGCUACCAUAGCAGACUCCAAUCAAAAUAUGCAGUCUCUCCUACCGGCGCCGCCUACACAGAAUGUGCCUAUGGGUCCUGGAGGGAUGAGUCAGAGUGGCCCUCCACCCCCUCCCCGCUCUCACAGCAUGCCUUCAGAUGGAAUGGUGGGUGGGGGCCCUCCUGCACCACACAUGCAGAACCAGAUGAACGGCCAGAUGCCUGGGCCUAACCAUAUGCCAAUGCAGGGACCUGGACCCAGUCAGCUCAGCAUGACGAACAGCUCCAUGAAUAUGCCUUCGAGUAGCCACGGCUCCAUGGGAGGCUACAACCAUUCUGUGCCAUCGUCCCAGAGCAUGCCCGUGCAGAACCAGAUGACAAUGAGUCAGGGGCAGCCAAUGGGAAACUAUGGUCCCAGACCAAACAUGAAUAUGCAACCAAAUCAAGGUCCCAUGAUGCACCAGCAGCCUCCUUCUCAGCAGUACAGCAUGCCACCUGGAGGUGCGCAGCAUUACCAAGGACAGCAGGCGCCCAUGGGGCUGAUGGGUCAAGUUAACCAAGGCAGUCACAUGAUGGGCCAGAGACAGAUGCCUCCCUAUAGACCUCCACAACAGGGCCCACCACAGCAGUACUCAGGCCAGGAAGACUAUUAUGGGGACCAAUACAGUCAUGGUGGACAAGGUCCUCCAGAAGGCAUGAACCAGCAAUAUUACCCUGAUGGAAACUCGCAGUACGGCCAGCAGCAGGACGCUUACCAAGGACCACCUCCACAGCAAGGAUACCCACCCCAGCAGCAGCAGUACCCGGGGCAGCAGGGCUACCCAGGACAGCAGCAGGGCUACGGUCCUACCCAGGGCGGUCCAGGGCCUCAGUAUCCUAAUUAUCCUCAGGGUCAAGGUCAGCAGUAUGGGGGCUAUAGACCAACACAGCCAGGACCACCACAGCCACCGCAGCAGAGGCCUUAUGGGUACGACCAGGGACAAUAUGGAAAUUACCAGCAGUGAAAAUGUCCUUACAUUCCAAUAGCCAGCACCUAUUAGCAGCCACAUUGUCACAGCUCUGCACCGUGGACACCCCCGGGGAAGGCUCCUUCCAUUCCAACUAGUUUUUGGAAAAACCUUUGGCUAAAUGGCUGCUUCAUUGGCAAGUAGCUUUUAUGGUGUAGUUUCUAAAGGCUUUCGUAGCUACCAACGCACCUGAUUUCACGUUUCUACUCUAGAUGGCAACAUUGGACAGAAAAUGCACUGACACAAGGACUUGGCAGCCAUUUCAACUGUGUUCCAAAUGGACUGUCACAGACUGAAAGGUGUGAACAGUUUUGCGUGUUCACGGAGGUUGAGGGUUUCAUACUUUUCCACAGAUUAUUUUGUAAGGGGAAGGGGAAAUGUACACUUUCUACAGCAGCCAUAUUUUGUCUAUAUGUUUAUUUCAUGUGGUGAAUAUGCAAAGCGGUACACUCCACACUGGGCAGAGAACCGGAACCUGGCAGUGCGCAGUGUGGUAGACGCUCAGCGCUGUGGUGCUCUGAAGACAGGCGAGGCGAGGCAGAAGCCCACCACAGGCCCGCUGUUAGUUCUUAGAGGAAAGUCACAUCUCUCUUAUCUACCAGAUUAGCAAGGGCACUGUGAUACAGUUUUCGAGUACAAAGACAUUUUUUAAAAAGCCUUCCAGUUUUGUGCAUUAAAACCUUUUUGUAAAGAUGAUUUAUAAUACUGUUUUCAAAAGCAAGGCAAUAAUUAUGUUGCAUUGUGGACUUGGGCAGGUUUGUGUAAAUGAAGAGGGAAGCCUCUUAAACCAGCAAUAACUGAAAGGGAGAGAGCAGGAAGUCUACCUUCUGAGCAGUCAGGGAGCUUAGUCCUGUGAGCUCGUCUGUGACCUCAUCACAGAGGAGUCAGCGGCGAGCUCACCUUAUUCCUUAACAUAAUCGGUUGGGGGAGCUGAGGGGAGUCGUCUAGGAGGCUUUACUGCUUGUGUAGGAACUUUGUUACUGGGUGUAAGCAAAGGGGCCCCCUUAUGUCCCUCUCUCUUCAUCUUGGGUAACGCAAGAGGAGAAUGCUUAUGACGGGCUUUUCCGACUCGUACUGAAAGCCUAGAGGUGCCAUUUCACGGUUUCUCGUUCUUAAGCACGACAUGACAUACUUAAUCAUUCUUUGAGACUGAUUAUUUUAGCUAAAUUUGGGGAUAUGGCAUGGGGCAGGAAGAUGUGCACUGAGAGAUUUCUAAGCACAUCUGUUUAAGCAGACUUUGAAAAUCUCUGGCCCGAAGGUAAGUUGCUGUGUCCUCGGAGUUGUCUGCGUCCAGGGAAUAUGUCCGAGAAUACGCCUUUGUAAUGGAGGUCGGCUUUGCCAUUUCUAACUGCAAACAGAACAGAAGGGGUGCCAUAAAUUCACAGCAUACUGUUCUCAACAUACUGUAAUCCAAAAGGGUUUCAAUGUGUCUGUAUGAGAGUGCGUGUGUUUCUAAGGUCAGUAGAGGGUGUUCUUCAACUUGGUCAGUAGAAAUAGGCAUCGAGUGUGACCAGGCGAGGUGUGGAAAGCCUUGCGAGGAGACGCUUAUGAGUUCUGUGCCAGGUCCUUCACCACUGUGUACUUUAUUGCUAUUUAAAACUGUAUCAACUCUAACGAAAGAAUAAAUUAUUUGUGAUUUUAA